AGGCGGCAGCAGCGCAGCGCUCGCUUGUUCUGUGACGUAAAUCGCACCACCUGAAGAAGUCUUACAUCCGGCACAUGCCGCACCUUGGAUAACCCAUCUGUCCUGCACGUUGACAUUGGGAGCGUAACGUUAGUAACGUUAUCCGGACACAGCAGCGCUUGUGUAACAGGGUGGAAUGGGAGCCUCUGGAUCUACACCUGCUGCUCCUACAGUUAGGGCGGAGGCUGUCUCCCCUCCUCAGGGCUGUCCCAUGCACCAUGAAGCCCAGCCUGUGAAAGUGUCUCCUCCUUUGGAGUGUCCCAUGCAUCAAUCUCAGCCUGUACAAGCAUCACCUCCAUCAGGAUGUCCAAUGCACAGAGCAGAAGCAGGUCCGGCUCAUCAGGAACGGGCCUAUGAGUAUGUGGAGUGUCCUAUGAACGCUGCAGCAGACACGAAGAGUGAUAUUGACCCAGCAAAUAUGAUGCCGCCUCCUAACCAAACCCCAGCUCCAGACCAGCCUUUCCAGCUCUCAGUCACCAGGCAGGAAUCCAACAUUCCCCGUCAUGGUGCAGACAAGAACUGGGUCUACCCAUCUGAACAGAUGUUUUGGAAUGCCAUGCUGCGGAAAGGGUGGCGCUGGCGUGAUGAUGCCCUUACAGCUCAGGACAUGAACAACAUCAUUAAAAUCCACAACCAGAACAAUGAGCAGGCCUGGCAUGAGAUCCUCAAAUGGGAGGCCAUGCAUGCACAUGAGUGUCCAUGUGGUCCGACCUUGAAGAGGUUUGGUGGGAAAGCCACGGAGUACUCACCCCGGGCUCGCUUCCGACACUGGAUGGGGUAUGAGCUGCCUUUUGACCGCCACGACUGGAUUGUCGACCGCUGUGGUAAGGAGGUGCGCUAUGUCAUAGACUACUACGAGGGUGAAGUCAACAUGGACAACUACCAGUUCUCCAUCCUGGAUGUACGCCCUGCCGUUGACUCUUUAGGGGCCAUCUGGGAUCGCAUGAAAGUGGCCUGGUGGCGCUGGACCUCCUAAGACACUGAGACUUGCAAUAGGGUGGCAGUGUAAACACACAAGGACUGUGGAUAUGCCCUGUCAUUUCUGCUUAUGGCAAUAUAUGUGGUGCUGUACUUAUCAGACAUUUUAACAGCUCCUCACUCAAUGAAUACAGCCUCAUAUUUGCUGUUAGUAAGGUUUAUUUCAGACUUACUUUCAUUGCAGCUAAUAUUUAAUACAGGGGCAUUAUAUUGCUUCCAGUAAUCUGUUCAACCACAAAACACAAGUGUUACAGUCCCACAUUACCUACAUUAUUUAUGUUUAAAACCUUUGCUUUGGGGGUGAUUGUGUAUGUAAUUUCUUUCAAGACAAAUAUGAUAAACAAACCAAUUCACCACAUUUGCAGCCUGUUAAAAAAAUCUAGUCCUUCAUACCCACAACUAGCCAAAAUCUAAAGAGAAAGCACAAUGUGUGUUAAUGUAGUGAUUUUAUUGAAAUGAAACUGUGAAAUGAAUCUCCAAAAGGUGCAGGUACAUGCUGUGUAUUACCCAUUCGCACAGUGGAAGUCCAGUAUUAAACAGAUUAAUGUAAGAAUACUGUAUUAUUUGCUAAAAUUCUGUAGAGAUGAAGUACAUGUCCAUGUACACAGCCCACAUCUGUGAAUGUCUAAAAUGAUUUUUAUUGAUAAUCUUUAUUGACCUAGGCAGAGGUGUUGAUGAUUCUGCUGGGUAUUUGAGGUGUUGCUUGUUUUCACUGACCACCACCCGACUGCAGUCUUUAUGGGCUGCAUUAAAGACAACACCUCUUUCCCCUUUCUUUUUUUUGCCCCUUUGACAUCACAUGGACAUGACAGUAGAUGGUAUGAAGGUAAAACCAAAGCCAGAUGACCAAUUCAUAAACUCUCAUGUUCUUUGCUUACUUUGUUUUCUGUUUCACAUAAAAAGGGAUGAACUCUAUAAAAGUUGUUGAGAAUUUUGUUAAUCAGCUCUGUUUUAUAGUUUUGUGGCUGGUUUUAUUUAUUGAUUGAAUAAGCGUAGAUUUCAUUUUCUACAACAUUUCCUGUAUCAAAAGCGAUUUUAGGUCUGGUGGUCAACAAAAUGUGAUAAAGCUGCUACUCCCCUGAAUAAAAUGUUUGUGGUCUUCUACUA
Betta splendens (Siamese fighting fish) is the source of this 2124-nucleotide messenger RNA. RefSeq names its product holocytochrome c-type synthase. Gene Ontology annotation, molecular function: holocytochrome-c synthase activity. The coding region runs from base 176 to 1015 and encodes 279 amino acids. Gene Ontology annotation, cellular component: mitochondrion. The record is from RefSeq and is a predicted model, not a curated record. Lineage: Eukaryota; Metazoa; Chordata; Actinopteri; Anabantiformes; Osphronemidae. Gene Ontology annotation, biological process: cytochrome c-heme linkage. The transcript is spliced from 8 exons.